AUGCCGGCCGACGAUGCUCCCGACGACGAAGACGAUCGCAUCCGUCAGAGCUACAACUUCGCUCCAGGCUACCACGGUCUGAUUUACCGCGCCGAGACCUCCGAUCGAGGAGGCGGCCAGCACGACGACGAGAACGAGGCUAGCGAGCCUAGCCCUAAGAAAGCCAAGCACACCCACUCUACCAUCCACGAAGUAGACGGCCUCGCGACGAACGAGACCAAAUACAAACUCCAAGCGGCGAAAUGGGGUCUAAUACCUUUCUGGACUAAGAGAGCACCAGACUACAGCUCCCAGCUCCGCACGAUCAAUUGCCGCGACGACUCGCUAGCCCAAAGCGGCGGGAUGUGGAAUACCAUGAAACAACGAAAACGCUGCAUCGUUGUCGCCGAAGGCUUCUACGAAUGGUUGAAGAAAGACGGCGGAAAGACAAAGAUUCCGCAUUUCACCAAGAGGAAGGAUGGCGGACUAAUGUGUUUUGCGGGAUUGUGGGAUUGUGUGCGGUAUGAGGGUGCCGAGGACAAGAUUUAUUCGUAUACCAUCAUUACUACGGACUCGAACCAACAAUUGAAUUUUCUCCAUGAUCGCAUGCCGGUUAUUGUUGAGCCGGGGAGUGAGCAGAUGAAAGCUUGGCUUGAUCCAAACCGAGUGGGGUGGGACAAGGAAUUACAGUCUAUGCUGAAGCCUUUCCUAGGUGAGCUGGAGUGCUAUCCGGUGGAUCAAGGAGUGGGAAAGGUGGGGAACAAUAGUCCGCUGUUUGUUGUGCCGGUUGAUAGUAAGGAGAAUAAGAAGAAUAUUGCGAAUUUCUUUGGGAAGCAGGAGGAGAAGGCGAAGGUGAAGGACGAGAAAGAGGAUGAGGUGGUGGAGACAAAGCUCAAGAACGAGGAUGAUGCGUUGGAAACGAGUAAAUUUGAGGAAAGUGAGGGCAAUGCGCCCUUACCUAAGCCGGUGAACGAGUCGGAGGAGCAGUUCGAGCAAGGAUUGAAGGUUGAGGAUGACGGAGUCGGAGACGAGGAGAUGGCCAAGGCAGCUGAUGAGGUUGUGGAGAAGGAUAUCAAGCACGAGGUGGAUCAGGUGGACGAUAAAGCAAUGCUGGAGGCGGUCGAGCAGGAGAAAAAACCCGCAGCUGCUGUCUCGCCCGCGAAGCGAAAAGCACCGAGCGCUUCUCCAAUCAAAAAUACACCUGCGAGUAAGAGAGUGCGGAGUGCUACGCAGAAUACGCCAAGGACGAAGACGCCGGACGAGAAGGGAAAUUCUAGGAUUACAGCGUUCUUUGGGAAGUGA
Messenger RNA from Recurvomyces mirabilis, 1281 nucleotides. RefSeq lists its product as uncharacterized. The record is from RefSeq and is a predicted model, not a curated record. NCBI's taxonomy places the organism in Eukaryota, Fungi, Ascomycota, Dothideomycetes, Mycosphaerellales, Teratosphaeriaceae. The transcript has a single exon. Gene Ontology annotation, biological process: DNA damage response. The coding region runs from base 1 to 1281 and encodes 426 amino acids. Gene Ontology annotation, molecular function: single-stranded DNA binding.